GCCGUCUAAAGAGGCAAGCAUGUGGAAGGAAUCAGACUCGGGGUCUGUUGGUCGGGUGCUCUCCUCCCCCCUCUUCCUUCACUGGUUGUAGCCAAGGCUCUCCCUCCGGGUGCUCUGUGGCUCCCCGCUGCCUUCCCUCCUCCAGGGGGGCGCUGCUCCUGCCCUUUCCUCCACACCAGCACUCACUUCCUUUUCCAAAUGAUGGAGUAAGUGCUUCCUCUGUCCGGACGACGUUGCUUUUUCACUGCCUGCCACACACACACACACACACACACACACACACACACACACACACCACCCCACACCAAAAUCGUUCAUGGAAUGUUUACAUUCCGACUCAAAGCCAAUCCUAACAUCACCUGUCCCUACUUCCUGCCACACGACACCAGAUUCUCAGAACCACUAUGGCCUCCUGUCUUUUGUGUGUGUGUGUGUGUGGAUCUGGAAUGUCACUGAUGCCCCAAAACCUGCCUCCUCGUCCUUCUCUUUCCCUCCCCUUCACACAGCCCGAAGAGGAAGUUCUCUGCGUUAAGUUACCAUAGCAUUUACGUUAUACUUCUGACCUCAGUUAUUUUGGUUGUUCACGGGUUUCUUUUCUCCACUGGGUUGUGAGCAUUUUUAGGGCAGAAACCUACUGUCCUUCACCUACCUUCACACCCCAGCACCUAACAAAAGCAAAGUGCUCGUCAUAGGAGCUCAAAAGUUUUGGAAGGAAGGAUAUUCAUGGAGAUGAUUGUUGCCUUUUAAAUAUUUGAUAUGCUUUUGGACUCGAUAUAGGCUGCUGUUAAUAUGUUAAUCCUGAUAACAGGUUUCUAACAUCACCGUGUCCGUUUCCUGACCAGCAAAAUAAAAAUGUUAACCUGUGCCACAGUGGCAAUUUAUAUGCAAGAAUCAAUAGUUCAAGUACCAGGAAAAAGUGUGGUUAGGAGGUUGGCAAUGUGAAUCCAAACUCCCUUCUCAAAGCACUUUGAAGGAAAGCGAGGGGUAGUCUUCUACGAUGAAGACACAGGUUUGGGGUAUCUCUUUUUGCCUGGAUUUGCUUAGAUAUAAAAAUAGGGGAUUGGAUUACAGCUCUUCUUCUCCUUUAAGUCUAAAAUUAGGUGAUUCUGGUGGUUCUACUUAACAGGUGUUUAAAUAUUGCAUAAAUUUUUCUCUGUGCUCAAAUUAGCAAUCAAAGCUACAAAGACUUGCUUUUUUACCAGUGCCUCGAAAACAUUCAGAAGUUCAUUUGACCCUGAAUAAUGGCUGUGCAAACACAUUAAGUGGUCAUUUCCACAACUGUUCUGUUUCUUUAAGAGACCUUGCUUGUUAAGCUGGAAGAUCAUUGAACCAUAUGAGGGUCAAUAAAAGAAUAAAAAGUCACCGGUUGGUGAUUUCGGUACAAGGAACUUAAUCGUCGUUGAGUAUCUGUGUCCAUAUGCUGCUGGCCAUCAAAGGGGGAGUGUUUGAUCUUCAGCAGCUUGCCCUUCCUCAGGAUGGUUUCUGGAAAACUGAUCAAGCUCCUGGUUUUUGAGCUUUUCGAGUUUGCUGCUUUCUCCAUUCCCACGCUUGUGAUUGUGGAACAGUUUGCCACCACCUAUCAAACAACGACGGGGAACCCUGAGAAAACACAUUAUUGGCUGAUUGUUUCCUGUUCGAUUGCCUAUGUGGCUUCAGUGACUCUGCUGAUUUGGGUUCCCAUAAAAGUUCUCUUAUACAGGAAGCAUGCCUUUUCCAAAAAAAUUAAAGGAUGGAGACCUGUUAUGAUGAUGUGUGUUAUACUCACCACACUUCCCAGCUUCAGCUUUUCUAUCGCAGGGACUGAGGUUCAAAAGAGUAUUAAUGGUUCUGCGGAUAUCUUACCUGAUACCUUACCUGAUCUGCCAGUUUCUCUGGUUCUGACUUCCUUGAUUGUGGUGGAUAUUAUUGAAAAACUCAGGAUAUAUUCUCUUAGAAGAUGGCAAAAAUGUAAUGAAGUUACAUAUAGUCAUACAACCACUUUGCACCAAGUAAAAACCGUGAUGGACCAAGUGAAGCAAAAGGAAGAAAAUACUUCGUCUCCACAGCCAGCCAGGAGGACCGAGGCAUCACAGCCAUGGGGACAAAGCACACAGAGCCCCGCUCCAGCGCUGGGAGAACCCCAGGAGCCCUCCUUCCACUCGGGAAUCCUGGGAACCAUGUCCCAUCAGGACUAUCGUGCCCAGAUCAUCCUGUGGAGCUUUCUGCUGUGGUCUGACACCAUAGAAAUGGUGCGCGUGGCUGGCCACCCUGCUGUGUAUAAGUCAGGCUGGCUGUACCCAGUCUACAUAUUCAGUUUUAUUUCUCUCCUUCGGAUGAUAUUAACUCCUCAGAACCCUCUUCAGAAUUCCCUGGGCGUCUUUCUCCAAGACUUACCCUUUAUUUUUAUUAGACUUAGUUUAAUCAUUGCCCUGGGAACUAUCACACCCGUAUUGGGCCUUUGUAAGAACAUACUAGUGACUCUCUCUCAUGUUUACUUCAAUUACUUAUCCAAAUUCAGAGCUUUCUCUACCUUUGAAAUGUCUUCAUUUUAAAAAGAAAAUGUCAUAGGGCCACCUGGGUGGCUCAGUCGGUUAAGCAUCUGACUUCGGCUCAGGUCAUGAUCUCAUAGCUCAUGGGUUUGAGCCCCGCGUUGGGCUCUGUGAUGACAGCUCAGAGGUAUAAAUUUUUGUCCUAUGGAAAGAAAUGAGGAAUACAUUGUAGAGAAUAAACUGUUUUUAAUAAGGGUGGCUUAUCGCUUUUUGAAAAGUAUAUUCAACUGAUGUUAAAUUUAAGCAACGUUUUAUUCUUAUAAGUUAACUCACCUGGAUCUCUAGAAAAUGUUAGUAAUUUUAGUUAGUUAGUUAUGUAUACUGCACUUUUUCUAAAAACACUCUUCAUUAAAGCCUUAAAAAAAUUAGAACAUGUUUCCCCACUAAGUCCAAGAAUGAUAUUUUUAUCAUUUAUAUAAAUUAAAGAGCAUUGCAAGAAUGAAUUAGAUAGAACUAUUUUUUUUAGAAAAUAUACCUGAUGUUAUUGAAUAAGUUUUAGAUUAUACUUGAAAAAAUUUGAACGGUAGAGGCACCUGGAUGACUUUAGUUGGUUAAGCGUCCAACUCUUGGUUUCGGCUCAGGUCAUGAUCUCACAGUUCACGAUCUCCAGUCCUGUAUUGGGUUCUAUGUUGCCGGUGCAGAGCCUGCUUGGGAUUCUCUCUCUCUCUCUCUCUCUCUCUCUCUCUCUCUCUCUCCCUCCUUCUCUCCCCCUCCCCUGCUCGC
Molecule: messenger RNA, 3251 nt
Organism: Panthera uncia (snow leopard)
Lineage: Eukaryota; Metazoa; Chordata; Mammalia; Carnivora; Felidae
Gene: TMEM236
Product: transmembrane protein 236
Exons: 4
Coding region: 1476-2531 (351 amino acids)
Source: RefSeq, a predicted model, not a curated record